Acanthosepion pharaonis is the source of this 903-nucleotide messenger RNA. NCBI's taxonomy places the organism in Eukaryota, Metazoa, Mollusca, Cephalopoda, Sepiida, Sepiidae. The record is from the annotation of a GenBank genome assembly.
AUGAACAUCCUUGCAGCAGUCUUUAAAAUGAACGACUUCCUAUUCCCCAUCUAUUCUGUUAUCCAUCACUGUUUAUAUCUAUCUACCCUUGCUGUUUAUAUCUACCUGUUGCUGUUUACACCUAUCUACACGUUUCUGAUUAUAUCUCUAUCUGUUCCUGCUUCUGUCUAUCUAUCUAACCGCUUCUGUUUAUAUCUUUCUAUCUAUCCGUCUCUCUAUUUUUAUAUCUAUCUAUCUAUUUUUAUAUCUAUCUAUUUUUGUAUCUAUCUAUCUAGUUUUAUAUCUAUCUAUUUUUAUAUCUAUCUAUCUCUGUUUAUAUCUAUCUCUGUUUAUAUCUAUCUCUGUUUAUAUCCAUCUAUCUCUGUUUAUAUCUAUCUAUCUAUCUAUCUCUGUUUAUAUCUAUCUCUGUUUAUAUCUAUCUCUGUUUAUAUCUAUCUCUGUUUAUAUCUAUCUCUGUUUAUAUCUAUCUCUGUUUAUAUCUAUCUCUGUUUAUAUCUAUCUAUCUAUCCAUCUAUCUCUGUUUAUAUCUAUCUAUCUAUCCAUCUAUCUCUGUUUAUAUCUAUCUAUCUAUCCAUCUAUCUCUGUUUAUAUCUAUCUAUCCAUCUAUCUCUGUUUAUAUCUAUCUCUGUUUAUAUCUAUCUCUGUUUAUAUCUAUCUAUCCAUCUAUCUCUGUUUAUAUCUAUCUAUCUAUCCAUCUAUCUCUGUUUAUAUCUAUCUAUCUAUCCAUCUAUCUCUGUUUAUAUCUAUCUAUCUAUCUAUCUAUCUCUGUUUAUAUCUAUCUAUCUAUCUAUCUAUCCAUUUCUGUUUAUAUCUAUCUGUUUCAUCUUAUAUCUAUCUACCCGUUUCUGUAUUUCUCUCUGUUUACCCGUUUCUGUAUAUCUAUCUAUCUACCCGACUGUUUAA